Molecule: messenger RNA, 4385 nt
Organism: Actinia tenebrosa (Australian red waratah sea anemone)
Lineage: Eukaryota; Metazoa; Cnidaria; Anthozoa; Actiniaria; Actiniidae
Product: alpha-1,6-mannosylglycoprotein 6-beta-N-acetylglucosaminyltransferase A
Biological process (GO): protein N-linked glycosylation
Cellular component (GO): Golgi apparatus
Molecular function (GO): alpha-1,6-mannosylglycoprotein 6-beta-N-acetylglucosaminyltransferase activity
Source: RefSeq, a predicted model, not a curated record
GACACAUACAAAUGAGCAUUAGGACUGAAGAACUCGAAUAACACGAAGUCAUGAAUUUCCUCAAAAAUAUCCUCUUGUAUGACACUUUUAACAGCGAAAAUCUGUUUCUGAGUCAACUUUAAGGUUGACAGUCCUGUUUCUUGCUGAUGAGUAAAAGAUUGGACUUAUCUGGAGUAACUGAUGAUUUAUAAAAGACAGAUCUUUAUGUACUAAAAAAUAUGGUUUUAACUUCCUGUGUCCCGAUGUUACGUGCCCAUAGCCUGAAGCAAUGAAACGAACGCCACCUGCCCUGCCAAUCUGGAUAGUGACGCGACUGAUAUUCUGUUUCUCAUUGCUAUUCAUAAUUAUCCUUGUUUAUAACUAUAAUACCCUCGUGAAUACAGACUUUGGUAGACGCGGCAAUGACAAAGUCAAAGACGACGAAUCCCGAAUCACAUUGCUAGAAAGAAGACUAAAAUACCAAGAAUCCAAAGAUAUUUCCUCGAAGCUUCAAGAACGUCUUGAUCAACUUGAAAGACUAAUAAACGAACGAGUACCUUCAAAGUCCGAAAGUCUUAUAAGUGACAAUCGUAUGGAUACGCUGAACAGUCGCUUGAGUAAACUGGAAAGGCAAUUAGAUAUACUGAAGAGAGAUAAACAGAGCUUUUCUGGGGUUGCUGUCAAACUAGAGGCUAUCAAUUAUCGCUUGGAGAAACUCGCAAGAAACAGUAAAGAUACAGCACGUGUUGAAUUUUCAAUAAAUAGCACAUGUAAUGUUCCACAAGAUUGGCUGUUUCCAUUUUGCGAAGAAAAAGUUAAGUGGAUAAGAGAAUACUGGGACAGUCACUAUCGAUGUUACGUCCAAGAGCAUGCAGUAGACCCUGAUGACACAUGCUCAAUACUGAUAUAUUUGAGUGAGGUCGAGUCAUGGUGCCCUCUUCUGGAGUAUCGCAAAAGAAUGCGGGAACCCAUUACUGAUAGACCUAGGAAAGAGGCUUAUUUAAAGAGAAAUGAUUAUGACCUAAUGGCGAUGAUGAAGCCAGAUCAUUGGCGAUGGAUGAGGCAAAGAAUCAGACGAUUAUGGCCAGGAUGGAUCAAAGGACUGGAGAGUCUUAUGGAUCGUAAUCACCCUGUACAACAUCACUGGCCAAAAAGAAUAUUUUUAUACAUGGGUUCAUUUGCUAACAACCCGAGUUGGUUCAAGCAAGCAUUCACAGGCGCUCCAUUGGGGGAGCUGGUACAGUGGAGUGAUCUUAUCACAGCAUUAUUCAUAUUGGGUCACAAUAUUGUACUUUGCACCAGGAGAGAAGAAGUUAAAAACCACCUUAACAUACCAAAGUCCAAAACCUGUGCCAGUAAAUCCCGCAUAGACGAGUAUGACUUGAUAUUUACAGAUUAUGUUGGAAUCACAUUCUUCAAACAUGAACUCGGUCCUAAUUUUUCACAGUACAGGUGUAGACUACGAAUAUUAGAUUCCUUUGGAACAGAAGCGGAGUUCAAUUAUAAGGAUUCUUCUAAACCUGCACUAACGAAAAAACGAUCUACGUGGGGCGGAGAAAACCUACACUUGAGACAAUUUAUGACCAUGUUCCCUCACACGCCUGACAACACGUUUCUUGGUUUCGUGGUUGAAGUGGCGAUGGAUAAAGUCAAUCCAGUCAAAACUGAGCCAGGCAAAAAACCAAUAGGUUUGGUUUAUGGAAAGGACGCCAGAUUCUGGAUGUUCAAGGAAAAGUACCUGGAAGUGUUAUCAAAGUACCUUGACUUGCAUGGAACCGUUGCUGGAGCGCGAGUGAGAACCUUCGUCCCUUCUUACGUAACCAACCAUCGUAUAAUGAACGGAAGAGAUUAUCAAGAAUUGUUAAGUAAAACCAAGAUAUAUAUUGGUCUGGGUUUUCCAUAUGAUGGGCCAGCCCCGCUAGAAGCCAUCGCUCAUGGAUCUGUUUUUCUAAACGCAAAACUUGAUCCACCACACAGUAGAGAGAAUACAGCCUUCUUUAAAGAGAAGCCCACGUCAAGAAAGCUAACUUCACAACAUCCUUACGCUGAAAAGUUUAUUGGAAAACCCUACGUGUACACUAUAGACAUCAAUAGUACUCAAGAGGUAGAAAAGACUGUUCAAGAAAUCCUUAACAGCAAGGUUCGUCCUUAUAUUCCGUAUGAGUGGACGCCAGCAGGGAUGCUGGAGCGAGUCAAUGCAUUGGUCAAUAACCAGAAUUUUUGUGAUCAAAGCAAGAAAUGGCUUCCAGUUGAAGAGCUUCAUGUUUAUGUCAGUAAGCAGGGCAAGUCUUGUUCAGAGACAUGUGAAGAACACGGUUUGCUAUGCGAGUCAUCGUUUUUCAACGACAUAAAUAAUUUAGAAGCCUUCAAGAGACACGGAAUAGAAUGUUUAUCUUCAUCGACCAAGGACUCUCUCCACGCUCCGUCAAGUUCAUCUGUCGACAAGUCUUGUUUGCUUCAGAAGACUUCGUUGAUCUACAGCUGCUCAGGAAGCUCACCGAUUUAUUCUCGUCUGUGUCCUUGCCGCGACUUCAAACCUCAACAAGUUGCACUUUGUAAAAAGUGCACGUAAAUAUUGCCUUGGAAUACAAAUCAAAAUCCUCAGUAUUAUCAAAGUGCGGCAAUCAUACAAUACUUUCAGUAUACUCCCUUUUCGAGCUCGCCCUUGCUCAGUCUUAGCCUCGAUUGUGUACAAAUGUGUUCUUUUCUUUUAUUAAGGUCCAUUGUAUAGAAAGGAAUGUACGUACUAGGGAACAAUACGAGUUGAUUAAAAUGCCACGGGUUUUGGUUGGAUGGUUGAAUAUUAUUACGCACAAUCUAGACUAAGGCUGAGCAAAGAGAACUCGAAACUGGAGUAUUGACUUUGACCUGAAGUGAGCAUUUGAAUGACGAAUUAUUUCUUCAUUUGAGUGUGGCGUCUUUAAUUUACGAACUACCAAACUAGCAAUAUAUUAUUUUAUCAUUCAAAUUAUGUUUUGUCAUUUGCGAUUGGCCGAGAUAACUACAAAUAACUACCUGCGAAUAAUAUUUUGCUCAUGCGCAUUAUGAUGCAAAACCGUUUGGCUGCAAAUAAUAUUCUGCUCAUGCGCAGUAACGAUGCAUUUGUUAACAUGGCUCGCUUCCUUAUGACGUGCCUUUGUAUGUUUGAUAGACAGCAAGACCUGCCGAAAGCGCUAGAAGAAAACGGAAAAUGUGAUUUGAAGGAUAAAACAAUCAUUGAACUCAGUUAUCACAAAAUGUCGUGACUUUUUAGUGUCUCGCAAGCAAUUAUUUGCCUCUGCCUUCAGCAUCGGUGAACAAUUGCUUUCUCGCCAGUAACAAAUCACGAUAUUUUGCUCAACCUCGUUCUAUAAUUGUCAUCACUUCAACUGAGUCUAGAAUCAAAACUGAAAGUUAUAUAUCUGGGUCCGGUUGUACGAAGCCUGGAUAGCGCUAUCCAAUGGAUAAAUCUUCAGCAUCGACUUGAUAAGGAUAAGGAUUUAUCCGCUGGAUGGCGCUGUCCAGGCUUCGUGCAAAUGACGUAUUUCGCUUAAAUGAACAUUAGACGUCCUUUAUUUUAUUACUUGAACCUGGAUCUUGAUUCUUAUAURAAUACAUACGAAAAUAGAUCUUAUUACCUGCGUGCAUGCUCAAUGCUAGAUAUCAUCCCACAUUUAACAUUUAUAUUUCAAUUCCUAGUAUAGAAAAAGUUUCAAUUUACAAUAACUCGUUCAUACGCUUCGCGUAUCCACUAUUUAAAAACGAUCUUCAUCCGCGAAUUUAGAUAUCAAAAUCGAUUGUAUUGUCGGGGAAUUUUGUACGAACGGUUCUUCUAGUACUGCAGCAGUAGAAGCUGCCUGUACUUACAAGUAAUUCUGCCCUACAAGAAAGUCAUAGACAAAAGAGAAAAGGGUUAGUCAAGGGAUGUGUAAGUUGAAUUUCCUGUUAUGUCGGCGAGACUACCCGGCAUCUCUCUACGCGUGUACAUGACCACCUACACGGAUAACACCUUUAAAGCUAUUCGAAAUGUCGUGACUUGUGUUCGAAUGAGUGGUUCUAGGUAUUGGACCACGACAGAACUGAUUUCCGUCGUAAAAUUUAAAAAAAAGCAAUACAUAUCCUCUGGGAGAAGCCGUCACUCAAUCAGCAGCUCUUAUCUCCCAUGUAAAUUAUAGCUUUGUAACCUUUUUGUCAUCUUUUGUGAUGUUAAUUUUAAUGUUAUUCUUUUGUUCGUUUAACCUACUUUUUUAACCGUUCACUCAUGCAAUAUUUCAUCAAUGACACUGGCUGUAGGACAGCCGAAACAUGUCUUAAUUAAAACUUUGGUUACUAUUUAUCAAAAUCCUAUAAAAUGUUUGCUUUCCCAGCCACUUGGAGAGCUUUUUACUUGAGCUUUUAUUAAAUCUGUAAAAUAAUUGUGUUCAAAA